Messenger RNA from Penicillium malachiteum, 537 nucleotides. RefSeq lists its product as uncharacterized. The transcript has a single exon. NCBI's taxonomy places the organism in Eukaryota, Fungi, Ascomycota, Eurotiomycetes, Eurotiales, Aspergillaceae. The record is from RefSeq and is a predicted model, not a curated record. The coding region runs from base 1 to 537 and encodes 178 amino acids.
AUGCGACAGCUCUACCAAGCAUGUGUCACGCCUAUCGCAGACUAUGCAUCAACGGACUGGCAUGAUCCGCUCCGAGACAAGACUCACCUGCCACACUUGAACACAGUUCAAAGAACCGUGUUGAUUCGGAUUCUGUCGGCAUUUCGAACGGUGGCGACAACAACACUAGAAGUGGAAUCUCACGUACUUCCCACGCAUCUCCGGCUUCGCCUCUGUGCGCAGCGCACCAUAGCGAGGCUCCAUACUCUACCCCAUACCCAUCUAAUUUGGAGCGCAUUAUCGCACGCCCAAAACAGGAGGAACAAUAUUGGAUCUCACGCGCGCUUUCCACUGGCGGAAGCGUUAAAGACCAUGGACGUUGACAGGCUCAAAGAACUAGAAACAAUUGACCUAUACCCUUUACCGCCGUGGCGAACGAACGUGUUCUCGGAGAUCGAGCUGGAACGUGACCGCGAAGUGCCGCGGGAAAAUACCAAUCUGGAUUGGAUCUCAAAGCAAGCAGAUGGUGGAGUGGCGGAGGAUGUGCGAUGGACAUGA